AUGUCGCGCCGAAAGCAGAAACGACCGCAGCAGCUCGUUAACGCGGAUCCGGGGGGCACGCGCCUGGCAUCGCAAGAUAAUCAGUUGGCUGUGAAGUCACCAUCAAAUUCUCUUGCUUCAGAACCUACCUCAUCUUCCUCAUCAUCUCCAUCUCCCUCUUCCCUCCAAGAUUGUCAACCUCCCCUUGCCCCAAGGCCAUCACCUGGUGGCCUACAUGCUCCUUCCCUUCCAAACGAAAGUUCCUCCCCUCCACACUGGCCCAGCCAUAUUGUCCCCUACACCACAUCUCUUCCAAAUACCCAUUCUUCUCUCUCCCCAGAUUUUCCACACCCUUCCCUGUCUUCCCAGACUCACUCCCCUCCUCCUGUCCAGCAGAAGGUUUCCCAAAAUCCUGUACAUCAGCCUCAUUCCACCAUAUCCUCUCCUCAGAUGGGUAUCUCUGCCACAACCACCAGCUCAUCCUCCACAUCCUCAUCAUCUCUCCAUGCUAUUUCACAUCCAAGGAGCCCUAAUUCCACACAGCAAACCCCUUCUAGUAUACCAGAGGAGGUUCAUGUGCCACCUACCCUGGCUGUGCUUUUAGAAGAACUUAGGGUCUUGCAACAGAGGCAAAUACACCAAAUGCAGAUGACUGAGGAAAUUUGCAGACAAGUGCUACGUUUGGGUGGAGUAAUCGCCAACCAGGAUACAGCAUCUCUGGAAAACCCUCAAAGAACCUCUGAAUCUCUCUCAUCUUCUCUAUCCACUUCAGGUCCCUCCCAAGCUACAGCCUCUUCCAUACCCUCCUCUCUUCCAACACUAAUCCAAGAAUCUGUUUCAAACGUGAACACCUGUAAUACUAAUGUGCACAAAGAUUCAUAUUCCUCUUCAUCAUCCACACCAUCUUCUUCUGCCUCACCUCUGGUGUCCUCAGGAGCUUCUGUGCUACCUCUUUCAUUAUCUUUGGGUAUUCCCCGUUACCUCCAUGAAAAGUCCCCUAACACAUCAUUGAGCCAGACCAGUGCUGUUAGUUACCAAACUCCUUCUCUGCUCACGUCCAGCACCCAGGAGCAACUGUCACUCAGCUCUGCUGUGGGAACGUCAGCUGGGUCAUUGAGCACCUCAACAGGGCGCCAGCAGCAUGUCUGUCGAUUUUGUGGUAAAAUUCUGAGCAGUGACUCAUCCUUACAGAUUCAUCUGAGAUCCCAUACAGGUGAAAGGCCAUACCAGUGUCCUGUCUGUCUCAGUCGCUUCACUACACGUGGGAAUCUUAAGGCCCACUUUCUGCGCCACCGUGAGCAGAACCCGGAGCUGUCACUUUCCCUACUUCCACCUGCUCUGUCAGAGCAGAACCAGUCGGGAUCUGGGCUUGUGGCAGUACAGAGACGCAGGAAGCGCCGUGCAGAAGAUGAAGAGCCUUUUAUGGUUAAAGGUAGUGUGAGUGUUCCAGAUGGCUUAGCUCUAGGUUUUUUGUCUGGUUCAUCUUCUCGCCUGUCUUCUUCCUCUUUGCCACUCCCUCCCAGUGUAGAUUUGGCUCUCUUGUCCACUGCCCAUUCCCUGCUACAGCUCAAUCGUGCAUCUGCUUCAACAGUGGCAUCUGCUUCAGCUAGUAUACAACCUUCCUCUGCAUCUACCACCCCCUCUUCAUCUUCCUCUGCUAUAACAAACCAGUUUAAAGGUGCUAAACAACAGAGGUUUGAUGAAAAUACCCCUCCACAUUCCACCAUACAUCCCACUUCUCCAUACUCCCAGCUGGCCCACCUCCCCAAGAUCCUGUUCCCCUCGGGUCCCUCUCCCCAUCACCCUGGCCUGGCCCUCCUCCGGCCUCCUCACCUUCCCUCCCCUCACCCCCAGCUCACUUUUCCUUUUUCCCCUUACCCCAAACCCCAAUCCUCAUCAUCCUCUUCCUCCUCCCCAUCUUCUUCAACUGCUACUUCUGACACCUGUAAGCUCCAGAGACUGGCACAGAAACUGGAGAAGCAGCCUCCAUCAAAACCCUUCACUGAAGAUCAGACUAAUGUCAGUAAUCAAGCUAAUGAUGUUCCCACAACCACUAACACUAUUUCAGAGUACAGGAGGGAGAUGAUGACAGCCUUGGGUCUAAAUCCUAAUCCCAGCAGUGAUCUGAGUACCCAGAGUAUCUCUGGAUCAAUUCCCUCCCUACCAUCUCUGGUGCCUAACCAAUGUGGAGUUUGUCUGCGCAUACUUAGUUGCCCCAGGGCACUUCGUCUUCAUCAGGCCACUCACCUUGGUGAGCGUCCUUUCCCCUGCAAGCUUUGUGGUCGCUCUUUCUCCACUAAAGGAAGUCUAAGGGCUCAUCUGGCCACCCACAGAGCACGUCCACCAAAUACACGCACACAGAAUUCCUGCCCACUCUGCCAGCGAAAAUUUACCAAUGCUGUGGUCCUACAGCAUCACAUUCGGAUGCAUUUGGGGGGGCAAUUGCCACCGGAGGGCAAUGGAGAUCUUGGAACAGAGGAACAAGCUGAUCAAGUGGGCAGUGUUAUACUGCCAAAGACCAUUCAAUCUCUUCCUCUUAAUAUGAGUAUGAGUGUUUCUUCUUCUAUUGCUAGCACACUUCAGUCAAGCACUGUUUCAAGAACUAGCACAUCACCUGAUGCAAAACAAGCAAAAGAUUCCAAUAAAGAUGCAUGUGAUGCACCUGUUAGUCAAGCAAGUCUGAUUACUGAUCAAGUCUUAGAGAAGCAAGACCCCACUAGCCCAUUUACCAGUGAUAGCACAUCUGCCAACUCCUCUCCUUUAGAAGAUCCUGACAAUGAUACUAACCCAUGCAGUGUUAGUGAUUAUAGUCUCAGUGCUCUCAAAGCACUUCAUAAUAAGCCGCAAACUUGUCCUGUAGUCAGUCAGACUAAGGAGGAGGAGGAUGAGAACAUUCCUCUCUCCCUCUGUACCAGAACCAAUUCCCAGGAUUCUUUGCCCAACAGCAGAGAUUUUACAGGACCUCCUCAUCUGGUGGUCAGUGAGCCAAAAUCCAACCCUCAGUCUGCAGCUCUUGAUCUUUCUCCAGCACUCACACCACCCUCCAGCCCAUCCCAUCAGCCUAAGCCAGAGCUCAGAGGUACACAGAAGGCCAUGCUUGUUAAUGGAAAGGGCCUAGAUCCUGAGCCCAGUGAAGGAGGUGAAUCAUUGCCCUCAAUAGGCAAUAAUGGAGCACCAGAGGAGGAGAGUGAGAACACAGUACCUAGGGAUGCUCAAGAUUCCAAGAGGAAGGAAGGGGUUAUCAAACCCACAGAGAUAAAUCAUGGCAAUUGGGCUAAAGAUGAAGUAGAGAGGGAAAUGACCCAACCAGAUACUCCAGCGAUUCCACCACAGACUGCUCGUUCUGAGAAGCCCUACAGCUGUAUGCACUGUGGCAAAGAGUAUGCCAGCCGCAGUGGACUAAAGGGACACAUGAAAACCCAUAGCACAGGUGUGACCAGUGAGCUGAAUGCAUCAGUUGUUCCACAGUCCUCAGAGGGAAAUUAUAAAGACACUAUGGAGGCUAGUCCUCAUGCUUCCAGAGGAACCCUGCAAGAAGACACAGAAAAUGGGAUGGAAAAGACUUCAGAAAAUGUGUCCUUAACAGAGGAUUCACUGGCUGCUGCUGAUUCAGCAGAUGGAGGACAGGAACCUGAGGACAGGGCCUAA
This is a messenger RNA of Neoarius graeffei (lesser salmon catfish), 3627 nucleotides long. RefSeq names its product sal-like protein 4. Gene Ontology annotation, biological process: regulation of transcription by RNA polymerase II. The transcript is spliced from 3 exons. Gene Ontology annotation, cellular component: nucleus. The record is from RefSeq and is a predicted model, not a curated record. Gene Ontology annotation, molecular function: DNA-binding transcription factor activity, RNA polymerase II-specific; RNA polymerase II cis-regulatory region sequence-specific DNA binding. Lineage: Eukaryota; Metazoa; Chordata; Actinopteri; Siluriformes; Ariidae. Bases 1 to 3627 code for a protein of 1208 amino acids.